Conger conger (European conger) is the source of this 1797-nucleotide messenger RNA. RefSeq lists its product as uncharacterized. The transcript has 8 exons. The record is from RefSeq and is a predicted model, not a curated record. Lineage: Eukaryota; Metazoa; Chordata; Actinopteri; Anguilliformes; Congridae. The coding region runs from base 361 to 1458 and encodes 365 amino acids.
GGUCAUAGAUGUCCCGUCAGCCAACACUGCGCGGCACAAGUUGAAAACAGUAUCUACCUAUAUUUUCAGAACAAAAAAGAAGCAGAAAAAUAAAGAUAGUUUAUACCUUUAUAUCUUUAUACGAACUAUCUUUGCGGACUAGUAAAGGCAUCGCCUCAGAGAAAACUGACAUAACGUUAACUGGAUAGUUUGUAGUUAGGAAAUUUCGUUUACCAUCUGUAGCCUAUAUUUUACCGAAAGUUAUACUGUGGUAGCAAGUUAAGUUUAGUUCAAUUAGUUACAGCUUUAAUCAACCUGAACUCAAACGGAAAUACGAGCUGUGACACAUUGACUUGCCACACUGAGGACAACAGGACGAUUAUGUCGGUCAAGAAGAGCAACGCCGAUAAAGUUCGUGCAUCACGCCUGGAGAACUCCAAUGUCUGCGGCCAGCCCCGAAGCCCGAGGGGGGUUGUGUUAGGCACGAUUCCGACAGGCAGACAGCUGCCUCGUACUCCCGUGAAGAGAACCUCACUCGGAGAAAAGAAAAAUGAGAUCGAAACUAGGGAUAUUCUGGCGAGUAAGCAUGGGAUAAAUGACGAGAAUACUCCGUAUUCAGGCUGCUUUCCCAUAGAGGUUAGGGACAAUCCAGUGAAAGAUGGAUUCGGUAAAGGCGUAGUUCCUGAACACAGGGAAACGGAUGAAGGACUCCAGAGAAAGUUCGUUCGGAGACCAAGCACCAUCUCUGUUACAACAAAACAGCCUGAGGAAAUGAGUCCAGACUGCUUCGUUAAGACAAUGGUGGGAUAUCAGUGGACGCAGGAAGACCUUGAGUUUGUGGAGAACACCAAAACCAAGAGACUAGUCCAGCAGAUGAAGAACGAGCUGAGUGUCUUGCGGAAGCAGCUGACCGUGGAACAGCAGAAGAGGGGCCACACAUUGGCCAGCAGAGGGAAGCUCCUGGCCAACCACCCAGAGGCCGCUGCCGUAGCUUCGACAGUGCACCUGGCCCGAGACUUCCUCUCUCAGAGGCUUGGGGCAGCGGAAGUGGAGGCCCUGGACCCCAAAUCUCUCCUGGCACAGAUCCAGGGAGCAGAGAUUCAGCAGGAUGUACAUCAGGAGAGGCUGGAAGUAGCAGAACUAGAGAAAAAAUUGACAGCCGCACAGAAACUCAGGAAAUGUCAGGAAAAGCAGAGCAGGGAAGCAGAGCAACAGGAGAAUGAAAUACUCCAGAAACAGGCAAAGGUAGACGGGCUAAAUAACGAACUGGCUGAGCUGAAGUCAAAGUUGUUGCAGGCAGAGAAUGCUUUGCAAGCCACACAGAAACAGAUGGAGGUGCAUAAGGUCCCUGAGCCUACCAAGGAUGAGAGCGAGGUAGACAUGGACAAAGUCCUCCGACGCUCCAGAAGGAUUGCUAAACGGAAGGAUAACUUCCAGGAGAGGGAGGCCAUUUUGAGGAAAAUCCGUUCUGUUACCUGACUCGCUCGUCCUCGAACAUAUAUUUAUUUGUUUGGUGUUUUGUAUCAAUAUGUCUCUUCAGCAUAAAUGUGAAAUAAACUUGGUUUUAUAUUCAGUGUGUGUUGAUAUCAGAUGAAGGAUGCUCUUCUGAGGUAUAAUGACUUUUUAUAUUCUGGUUAUUCGAGUAUGGCUAUUGUGUCUAAUUGAAAUAUAUUACUGAAAUCGUAUUAUAGUAAUGGAGCGUAAUAGUGAAUCAAAUUGUCCUAUAGAGUCUUCUAUAGUGACGUCAAUUAUGUAAAUACUUGGAACAUUGACAUGGUCUAGGUGUUUUGAAGUGUGCAAUAAAGUACUGUGACGGGA